This is a messenger RNA of Colletotrichum orchidophilum, 1479 nucleotides long. Its product is annotated as cytochrome P450. Gene Ontology annotation, molecular function: heme binding; oxidoreductase activity, acting on paired donors, with incorporation or reduction of molecular oxygen; monooxygenase activity. The transcript is spliced from 4 exons. NCBI's taxonomy places the organism in Eukaryota, Fungi, Ascomycota, Sordariomycetes, Glomerellales, Glomerellaceae. The record is from RefSeq and is a predicted model, not a curated record. The coding region runs from base 1 to 1479 and encodes 492 amino acids.
AUGCUCUUCACCGAUCCAGUCGUAGUGUUCUGGGCGUGUCUGACCACUUGCGUACUUGGAUUCUUGCGACUCUAUUCUUCGUGGCUGAAGAACCCUCUCAAACACAUCCCAGGGCCAUGGUACACCCGCGUCACGCACUACGUGCUCAAAUGGCAAAGCACGAUCGGCCGACGAAUGUAUUACAUUCACUCGCUCCACGAAAGAUACGGUACCGUCGUGCGAAUCUCGCCCCAUCAAGUGGCAGUCUCUGAUCCCGAGGGCUUCGUCGCAAUCCACCGCAUCGGGUCCGGCUUCCUAAAGUCACCAUGGUAUGAGGAUUUGGUUAGUGAUUCAGGCGUCGGGAUUGGUGUCUUUGCAACGAUAGACCCAACGAGACACGCAGCACGACGGAAAAUUUUCUCCCGCGCCUUCUCGACUACGAGCCUUCGCCAGAACUGCGAGGUUGUAGUGAGAGAGAAGGUGGCAAAGGCCGUUCACCGGAUCAAGGGCGAGGCCCUCCACGGAUCCUCCGAUAUACUUCAUUGGUGGAUGCUCAUGACUUCGGAUGUGAUUGGCCAGCUAUGCUUUGGGGAAUCUUUCGAGCUUCUAGAAUCCGGCAAGAAGAAUGAAUACAUCGACACGUUUCAAAUGGCCGGUCUAGGCAGUUUUCUGAAGUACGAGCUUCCAUGGAUUUACGCAAUCUCCCAAUAUAUCCCGCUCAAGUCACUUCAACGACUCUUGAACGCUGGAAAGUCGAUCCGUGCAUAUGGCGGUCGAGCUGUUGAGAACCUGAAGAAACAUCGCGACAACAAGGCAAAUCUCUUUGCCAAUGCCCUAGCGGAGUGCGAUGCCGGAGAGAAAGCUAAUCUCACAGAGGAAGACAUCGAAAUCGAGGCGUCCAGUUUGAUCUUUGCCGGUUCAGACACAACGUCGUCUACUCUCACGUACCUUAUUUGGGCCGUUCUAAAAAAGCCUGAUCUCCAAGCUCGCUUGGAAGCGGAAGUCGCUGUAGUUGAUGAGGUUAAUCUUUUCAAUGAUGCGUUUCUGGAGAAGCUCCCUCUCCUUAACGCUGUUGUGGACGAGACUCUCCGUCUCUACGGCAGCAUUCCAAGCAACUUGCCACGAGUCGUCCCAUCCCGAGGCGCCACGUUCGGAGACUACCAUGUUCCGGGAGGCUUUGAAGUAGAAACUCAAGCUUACACUCUUCAUCGGAAUGCGGACGUGUUCCCAAAUCCAUCGGAGUUUGACGAGUCGCGGUGGCUUGACCCGGCUGCACUCACGCCACAGCAGAAGAGCACUUUCUGCCCAUUUGGCGCCGGCUCGCGGGUCUGUAUCGGCCUGCACCUCGCCCGGAUGGAGAUCCGGAUGGGGGCUGCAGUCUUGUUCAGUCAGUGCCCUAGCUUAAAGGUAUCAAGCAGCACGACCGACUCAAUGAUGGAGAUGGAAAACUUUUUUGUCGUAGCGCCCAUUGGGCACCGUUGCGAGGUCACUUUGCAAUAG